Messenger RNA from Sorex fumeus (smoky shrew), 2000 nucleotides. RefSeq names its product adenosine deaminase like (gene MAPDA). Gene Ontology annotation, biological process: inosine biosynthetic process; adenosine catabolic process. NCBI's taxonomy places the organism in Eukaryota, Metazoa, Chordata, Mammalia, Eulipotyphla, Soricidae. Gene Ontology annotation, molecular function: adenosine deaminase activity. The transcript is spliced from 11 exons. Bases 243 to 1313 code for a protein of 356 amino acids. The record is from RefSeq and is a predicted model, not a curated record.
UCUUUUUGCAGAGGCGGUCACUCUUCCACAGCCCUCCUAAAGGGGAAAACGUGCCUUGGAGUCUGUUGUUGACAAAAUAAAUUGAAGAGGUGAAAUUGAACUCAGAACUACAACUAAUCUUAUCAAAACAGGUGGAGGUGAAGUGAUCUGAAAGAAUUUAUGACCACAAAACUUCAGAUUGAAAAACAUCAUAUUUUCCAUACCAAAAAUUAGAGUGUUUUGAGAGACUUUAUUUCAACAAAAUGAUGAUGGAAACAGAAGAACAACAGCCCUCGAACACAACAUUUUACACAGAAUUACCUAAAGUGGAACUUCAUGCCCACUUGAAUGGAUCCAUUAGUUCUAAUACCAUGAAGAAAUUAAUAGCUAAGAAGCCAGAUCUUAAAAUCCAGAAUCACAUGACUAUGAUUGACAAGAGAAAGAAAAGAACUUUAUAUGAAUGUUUCCAGAUGUUUCAAGUUAUUCAUCAGAUUACUACUAGCCCUGAAGAUAUUCUAUUGGUCACAAAAGAUGUCAUUAAAGAAUUUUCAGAUGAUGGUGUCAAGUACCUGGAACUCAGGAGCACACCCAGAAGAGAAAAUUCUACAGGAAUGACUGAAAAGACUUACGUGGAAUCUGUACUUGAGGGUAUAAAACAAUGCAAAGACGAAAACUUGGACAUUGAUGUUAGGUAUUUGAUAGCAAUUGAUAGAAAAGGUGGCUCUACAGUAGCCAAGGAGACUGUUAAACUUGCACAGGAGUUCUUUCUUUCUGCAGAAGACACAGUUCUUGGUGUUGACCUCAGUGGUGCACCUACUGCAGGACAAGCAAAAGACUUCUUAGAACCUCUUCUGGAAGCUAAAAAAGCGGGUUUAAAGUUGGCGUUGCAUCUAUCAGAGAUUCCAAAUCAAGCAAAAGAAACACAAGUACUCCUGGAUCUUCUUCCUGACAGAAUUGGUCAUGGGACAUUCCUCAAUUCAUCAGAUGAAGGUUCUCUACAUCUAGUAGACUUUGUGAGGCACCACCGGAUACCACUGGAACUCUGUUUGACCUCAAACAUUAAAAGUCAGACAGUUCCAUCUUAUGACCAGCAUCAUUUUGGAUUCUGGUACAGCAUUGGCCAUCCUUCUGUGAUCUGUACCGAUGAUAAGGGUGUUUUUGCAACAAAUCUUUCUCAAGAAUACAAGCUGGCAGCUGAAACAUUUCAUUUGACGCAGCCCCAGUUGUGGGAUUUGUCUUAUGAGUCCAUCAACUACAUCUUUGCUUCUGAUGGCACCAAGUCUGAACUGAGGAAGAAGUGGAAUCACCUGAAGCCCAAAGUGUUACAUUUUUAACUUGUACCAGGAUCUUCCUCCCAUAUUCCAUUUAGUAAGUCAUGCAGUAUUCCCUUUGAAAGAGAAGGCAAGUACCUUGAGCUCCAUCACCAGCACUUGCUCAUAGAGAUUGCUUGGUAGUUAUGUCUUAAAUUGACUAGUGCGCUCAGAAAUUUUACAUAGCUCACCUCUUGCUGCUAACUGAAAGUCAGAAUGUUUCUGAUAACCAAACUCCUGUUCACUGGUGAUUUUGACAUAACAGUCCCAUCCAUUUGAUUUAGAAAAAAAAUUAGUUUUUCACCAAAAAAAGUUUUAGAAUUACAAUCUCAGAUAAGUUGGGGAAAAUAGGGAAAGACAGAACUUGGAAGCCUUCUAAUUUGUGACAUUCCUAUAGUUCAUUGUGUUCUUUCAGACUCCCCUCAUUUAAGUGUUCUCCAAAACUGUUUUCCUCAGGCUAUAUUACAGAUACAGUAUUACAUAUAUAGUGCAGAUACAUUACAUAUAUUGUAUGUAUAGUAGACUGUAUUACAUAGAUUGCCUUUUUUUUAAAUGACCCAUAGCAGUGAGGGUUAAUAAACUUUGGGUGUGGCCCAAAAAACAAGAACAAACUUUUGAGAUCUGAAUGUCACUAGAUAGCUAUAUGAAUCUAUAGGAGUAAAGUUUUCAUAUUAGAUUUUGAAUUAUAUAAUAAAGCAAAAAAUUAUCCCA